AUGUUGGUGCAGGUCGAAGGGAGGAGAGUGGGGAAAGGCAAGGCCGUGAAAAAAUCGUCGGCGGCAGACGAGGAGGAGGGGGCGGCGGCGGUGGCGGCGAAGUUCGUGAAGGAAUGGAGCACAUGGGCCAUGAAGAAAGCUAAAGUCGUCACUCAUUACGGCUUUAUUCCUAUGAUUAUCAUCAUCGGCAUGAACUCGGAUCCGAAGCCAUCACUGUCUCAGCUUCUCGGUCCCGUCUAA
Striga hermonthica is the source of this 240-nucleotide messenger RNA. The record is from the annotation of a GenBank genome assembly. NCBI's taxonomy places the organism in Eukaryota, Viridiplantae, Streptophyta, Magnoliopsida, Lamiales, Orobanchaceae.